AUGGACGGUGCUAACUCUGAAGGUGCACUCCAUGAUGAGAAAGGUACACCACAGCCUAUAGCCAUCAUUGGGUAUGCCUGUCGACUGCCGGGGCAGGUAAAUUCUCCCAGUGACCUAUGGGAGCUAUGCACCCGAGCUCGCAGUGGCUGGUCACUCAUACCCAAAGAUCGCUUCUCUGUCAGAGCACUCCAACACCCUAAUCCGUCCAAGGUUGGCUGCUUCAAUCCUCAGGGGGGCUACUUCCUCGACGAGGAUAUUGCACGCUUUGACGCUCCCUUCUUCAACAUUACUGUCCAAGAAGCCACGUCAAUGGAUCCCCAACAACGCUUGCUGCUGGAGUGUACUUACGAAGCUUUGGAGAGUGCUGGAAUCCCCAAAGAAAAUCUUGCCCGUCGGAACGUGGGGGUUUUUGUCGGUGGCAAUUUCUCUGAUUAUGAGCUCCAUAACGUCCGUGAUAUCGAGACUAUCCCCAUGUAUCAAGCCACCGCAUGUGCAGCCUCACUACAAUCCAACCGUAUCUCAUACUUUUUCGAUCUACGAGGGCCCAGUAUCACAGUGGAUACAGCUUGCUCUUCUUCACUCGUUGCACUCCAUUAUGCAGUACAGAGCUUACGAAAUGGGGAGUCCACGGAAGCCCUGAUCGCUGGUUGUCAUCUUAACCUUGUACCAGAUAUUUGGGUUUCUAUGUCUAUGUCACAACUGUUCAAUGAUGAGGGUAAAAUAUUCUCUUUCGACGAGAGAGCCAGAUCUGGUUUCGCGCGAGGCGAGGGCUGUGGUGUCGUUGUUUUGAAACCUCUCGAAGUCGCAUUACGAGACAAAGAUCCCGUCCGAGCUGUUAUUGUUCAUUCAGGAGUCAAUCAAGAUGGGCGAACAAAGGGAAUUACAUUACCAAAUGGUCAAGCCCAGGAGGAGCUAAUCCGACGGGUCUACAAAGAGGCCAACCUCAACCCGGACGAAUGCGGAUUUGUAGAAAUGCAUGGCACUGGAACAAAGGCCGGUGAUCCCGUCGAAGCUGCAGCGGUCCAUGCGGCACUUGGAAAGAAUCGUACUGCCAGAAACCCACUUUACAUUGGAUCCGUCAAGUCCAACAUUGGGCAUUUGGAGGGUGCCAGUGGUAUAAUUUCCGUCAUAAAAGCAGCCAUGAUGCUUGAUAGAGAGUUGAUGCUUCCGAACGCAGAGUUCAAGAAAGCGAACCCUAAUAUUCCGAUGAGCGAGUGGAAUAUGAAAGUUUUAACGACGACGCGACCCUGGCCUUCUCGCAAGAAAUACCUCAGCGUGUCAAACUACGGCUUUGGAGGAACUAAUGCACAUGUCGUUCUCGAAAAGGCGCCACUAGCAUCAAAAGCCCCAGAUGAGGCUAUUGAAGAUGUUGGAGCGGACCCUAAGCGCAAACUGUUCUUGAUAUCCGCCAACGACAAGGAGUCUUUGCGCACUCGGAUUAAAGACUUCGGUAUUUACUUUGAACAACAUCCCGAAGUUUUUGAAAAGGUCUUGUUCGGCAACUUUGCUUAUACUCUAGGCAACAAAAUGUCCCAACUCUCGUACCGUGUUGGCGUAUCAGCUACCUCUCUAGACGACCUUGGAAUCCGUCUUGCUCAACUGAAGAUCAAUCCGUCCCGGGUUCUAGGCGCCCCAAUAGUUUCGUUUGUCUUCACUGGCCAAGGAGCUCAAUGGGCGCAGAUGGGUGUCCCUCUGAUGCAUGAGUACCCUGUAUACGAGCUGACUAUCAAUCGAGCCGAUCAAUACCUACGAGAGCUCGGCGCUGAUUUUUCCCUUAUAGAAGAGUUAGAAAAGGACCACAACACUUCAGAGAUUGACUCCCCUCACCUAAGUCAACCGGCCUGCACAGCGCUUCAGAUUGCACUCGUCAAUCUCCUACAAUCCUGGGGGAUUCGUCCAGCUUCAGUGAUUGGCCACAGCUCUGGAGAAAUUAGUGCAGCCUACGCUGCAGGAAUUUAUGACCUGAAGGGAGCUAUGGCUCUGGGUUACUGGCGUGGAAAAAUGACAUCCUUACUGAAGUCCUCGUUCCCGUCCCUCAAGGGCACCAUGAUUGCCGUCGGCGCCAGUCGCGAGGCUAUUCAGCCUAUGUUGAAACAACUUUCCGGAUACGCCACCGUCGCUUGCGUGAACAGUCCUUCGAGCGUGACGGUGUCGGGAGAAGUGUGCGCAAUCGAUGAACUCGAAAAGAUUCUUCAAGACAAGCAGCUUUUCAACCGAAGAUUGAAAAUUGACGUCGCCUACCAUUCCGACCAUAUGAAGAAGGUUGCCGAGGCUUACCUGGCUGCAAUUGAGAAUAUUCAGCACUUCCCAUCAGCAAUGGUCUCUUUCUUUUCUUCUGUCUUUGGGCGUCUGGUAGAGCCUGCCGAGCUUUGUCCAGAAUAUUGGACUGCUAACUUGACAUCACCGGUGCUGUUCUCUGACGCUCUCAGCAAGAUUGUAUCGGAAGAUGAAACACGGCCAAACCUUUUUGUGGAAAUCGGUCCACACUCUACAAUGAAGGGGCCCAUCAUGGAUACUCUAAGGAGCUUGGGUCCCACCGUCUCUAAGAUUGGAUAUACACCAACUAUUGUUCGUAAAGUGGACGCAGCUGAGUCGGUCUUGGAUACCGCUGCUGCUGCCUACGUGCGUGGCGCUACACUCAAUAUGACAGGAGUGAAUUUCCCCAAGACUGGUGCAGCAAACCGUUGGUUCUUGACUAACCUGCCUCGCUAUCCAUGGCAACAUGGAACUCGAUACUGGCACGUUGCCCGUAUCUCGCAGAAGCAUGCGACUAGAGAUCGUGCCAGGAACGAUGUAUUGGGGGUAUUGGCAAAUUACUCAAAUGAUCUGGAGCCAACGUGGCGUAACAUAGUUCGCUUAGACGAGAUACCAUACCUCCGAGACCAUAAGAUGCAGGGGAUGGCUGUUUACCCACUGGCGGGCUAUUUAGUUAUGGCCAUUGAGGCCGCUCGGCGACGCGCGAAGCAAGCUGAUAUUCAAAUUUCUUUAUUUGAGUUGAGGGAAGUCAUUGUGGGUUCGGCGCUCGUACUGAGCGACGACACUGAUGCAGAGACCACAAUUACCCUACGUCCUUAUGCCGAAGGCACCCGGGGAUCAUCCGAUCUGUGGGAUGAGUUCCGUGUCUGCUCCUGGACUCCAAAGCGAGGAUGGACAGAGCAUUGCACUGGUCAGGUGCGGGUUCGCUCAGAUCCAAAACAGCAGGCGGCUGCGAUCUCGAGCCCGUUCGAGACUCAAACCACUCACACGAAAGCCCAGAUUGCCCGAAUCCAGGAAUCGGCUACUAAUUACCUCGACAUGUCCCACAUGUACCAGGUUCUUAGUGAUCUAGGAGCCGGAUAUGGUCCCAUCUUUCAGGACAUUGAUAACUGUUAUUCCAGCCCUAACCACUCGUUCGGUGAUCUUCACGUGAGAGAUACACGCAGUGUCAUGCCGAAGCAAUUUGAGCCUCCCUUGACUGUCCACCCAUCAUUCCUUGACGGACUUCUACAUUUUGCCUGGCCCCUACUUGGACAAGGCUUGGGUCGAAUGGACCUGGACACACUUUACAUGCCGACAAUGAUCAAGCGCGUGACAGUCGGUCUCAAUGUCCCAACGACUGCUGGUGAGCAUGUUAAAGGUUACUGCAGUGGAAGUCCCAGCUUGCCCUUCCCUGAACCGACGAAAUUUGACCUUUUUGCUAUCCGAGAGGGCGACGUAGAGCCUAUCGUCACAAUAGAAGGUCUAGUAAUGACUCCCCUCAGAAAUCCAAACACCCACGGCGAAGACACUCGCAAACUGUGCUACAAGAUCAAUUGGCAUCCUUUGACUGAGGUUGAAAAUACCGUCGAAGCAGAUGUUCAAGAUCACAAAGACCCUGUGAAGUCUCAUGACAAUACUUACACUCACGGGGACGCAAACAUGAGUGAAAUUACAGAGCAGAAGAACGAUUUGCAUGCAAAUGGGAAUCAGGUCGUACACAAACACGAUCUUGUCAUCUCCUACCUUGGAAAGCCCGAUGAUGGUAUUGCUGAUAAACUUAGCAUCGCACUGUGCAAUAUAUCAGGGUGGCAGGUUUCUGUCCAAGCCUUUGGUGAGAUGGACUUCACUCAAAAGCAUCUUGUUCUACUUCAAUUUGGACCUAGCUCCCUACGACAUCUCACCGAGGACGUAUUUGAGGAGCUCAAGAAGGCGCUACUAAAUGCUCGAACUGUGCUCUGGGUCUACCGAACUGAUUCUCCCGAUGCUCAAAUGGCAGUCGGAUUGGCUCGUACCCUGCGCUCAGAGACUAUGGCUAGGAUAGCUACCCUUGGGUUGGCUCCUGAAGACACCGAAUAUCCCGAGAAGCCUAUUCAAGCAGCCAUGAGGGCUAUAUGGCCCACCGAUGGGACCAAGCCCUCAAAGGAUCUCGAGUUCAAAGCUAAAGGCUCGGAGCUCUUUGUCCAACGCGUCGUGGAGGAUGAUACUGCUAAUUGUUUCGUCCAUAAUGAAACCCACGAUAUGACAAUCUCAACCCAACCAUUCAGUCAGCCCGGGCGACGCUUCAAGAUCCAGAUUGGCAAUCCAGGUGCCCUUGACUCUCUCUACUUCGUAGACGACAAUCCCCAGCCACUAGGCGAGGACCAGAUCGAGCUUCAAGUGAGAGCAAGUGGUCUCAACUUCAAAGAUAUUGUUGUAUCCAUGGGCCAGCUUGCACAAUCAUACAUCGGAAUCGAAUGCAGUGGUAUUGUCUCCAGUGUAGGAUCCAACGUGAAGAAUUUCAAGGUUGGUCAAAGAGUCAUGGCCAUGCCAGAGGGUUGUUUCUCGACCUAUGCGCGAUGCUCUGUGACCAGCGCUGCGGAAAUCCCAGCCGACAUGUCAUUUGAGGUUGCAGCCACAGUGCCAGUUGUAUUUUGUACUGCAUACUACGCACUAUUUGACCUAGGUCAACUGCAAGCCGGCGAGCGGGUUCUCAUCCACGCCGGUGCUGGUGGUGUCGGUCAAGCUGCCAUAAUGCUAGCCCAGAUGACUGGCGCAGACAUCUUUGUUACAGUCGGAAGCCUCGAAAAGAAACAAUUCUUAAUAAACCAGUACGGUAUUCCUGAAGACCGUAUCUUCUAUAGUCGUGAUGCAUCUUUUGCCCGCAGCGUGCGCAGAGCCACCGGUGGUGUUGGUGUAGACGUUAUCGUCAACUCCCUAGCAGGCGAUCUUUUGCGCGAGACUUGGGAGUGCCUUGCACCAUUCGGACGAUUUGUCGAGAUUGGCAAGGCUGAUAUUACGAAAAAUACGCGGCUUGAAAUGCAGCCUUUUGAGCAGAACGUCACAUUCUCGUCGGUUGAUCUCACCAAGGUUGGCAAGAUCAAGCCGCAGUUGAUGAAGCGACUCCUGGGCGAUGUCUGUCGGUUGAUUCGCGAGGGAUCAGUGCAACCUAUCCUACCACUUUCGAUAUAUCGAAUUUCUGAAAUCGAAAAGGCGUUCCGUACUCUACAGAUUGGUAAGAGCAUGGGUAAAAUUGUGGUAGUUCCUCACGAAGGCGAUCAAGUCAAGGCCGUGGCUCCCAAGACCAGCACCAAGCUCUUAAGACCUGAUGCAUCUUACAUCUUGGUCGGUGGUACUGGUGGCUUAGGCCGAAGCAUAGCCAAGUGGAUGUCUUCGAAGGGCGCAAAGAACAUUGUUCUUGUAUCUCGUCGAGCUACAAUUGAUAAUAAGGUCCAAGCUUUGAUUGAUACCUUGACUCCCUCGGGUAUGAGGAUUGUCGUCAAGGCUUGCGAUGUCAGCAGCCAGGAGUCAGUUGAGGCGCUGGUUAGGGAUGAGAUGAGAGACCUCCCGCCUAUACGUGGUGUUAUUCACGGCUCAAUGGUGCUUCGCGACAUGCUCUUCGAAAACAUGUCGCUUGAAGACUUCACGGCUGUGGCGUGCAAUAAGGUAGAAGGGGCUUGGAACUUGCAUAAUGCACUGAUCCAUUCCCCACUGGAUUUCUUCAUUGCCCUUUCAUCGGUGGCCGGAAUUAUCGGCAAUCGCGGUCAAGCAGCCUACUCCGCGGCAAAUGCAUUCCUGGAUGGAUUUAUAGCAUAUCGCAAAUCCCUUGGUCUUCCAGGGACAUCAAUUGACCUAGCUGCCGUCAGCGACGUCGGUUAUCUAGCAGAUACCGACGCCCAGCGGCGCCAGGAGGUAAUGAAAAAUAUUGGCGGCCAGACCAUCGACGAGUCGGAGGUCCUAGCACUGAUAGCUGCCGCUCUGACCGGUGAUCUUGAUCAGUCCUGCUCUGGACAAUGCAUCACAGGACUGCGCUUGGAUUCACUCGAGAACAACUUCUGGGUCCAGGAUGCGAAGUUCAGCGUGCUAUAUGAGGCUGCCAAGAGGUCACUGGGAAAUAGCUCACAGCGGGACGGCCCGUCGGUGCCGCUGCAAGUCACUCUGUCGGCUGCGCCAUCUAAGGAGGAGGCUUUGAAAGUGUGUUACGAGGCGCUGGCCGCUAAGCUAGCACAGGUUCUCGUUCUCUCCGUGGAGGAUAUGGAUCCCUCGAUUACAGUUGCUUCGUUGGGUCUUGACUCGUUGGUUGCUAUUGAGAUUCGUAACUGGAUUGCCCGUGAGGCCAAUGCCAAUGUGCAGGUUCUGGAGUUGUUGUCCAGUGGCAGUUUGAUGGCUUUGGCUGAGAUUAUCCUCAAAAAGUCUCAGGCUUAUACGCGUACUGAGUAA
Penicillium coprophilum is the source of this 6654-nucleotide messenger RNA. Its product is annotated as type I polyketide synthase. Gene Ontology annotation, molecular function: phosphopantetheine binding; fatty acid synthase activity; oxidoreductase activity. Lineage: Eukaryota; Fungi; Ascomycota; Eurotiomycetes; Eurotiales; Aspergillaceae. Bases 1 to 6654 code for a protein of 2217 amino acids. Gene Ontology annotation, biological process: secondary metabolite biosynthetic process; fatty acid biosynthetic process. The transcript is spliced from 5 exons. The record is from RefSeq and is a predicted model, not a curated record.